This is a messenger RNA of Acinonyx jubatus (cheetah), 9277 nucleotides long. RefSeq names its product bone morphogenetic protein receptor type 1B (gene BMPR1B). The transcript is spliced from 11 exons. Gene Ontology annotation, molecular function: SMAD binding; ATP binding; transforming growth factor beta receptor activity, type I. Gene Ontology annotation, cellular component: plasma membrane; signaling receptor complex. Gene Ontology annotation, biological process: dorsal/ventral pattern formation; cellular response to growth factor stimulus; protein phosphorylation. Bases 3912 to 5492 code for a protein of 526 amino acids. NCBI's taxonomy places the organism in Eukaryota, Metazoa, Chordata, Mammalia, Carnivora, Felidae. The record is from RefSeq and is a predicted model, not a curated record.
AUUAUUUCAGGAAAAAAAAUAGCAGCUUGCUAAAGCCAUUGAAACCUGGAUUAUAACAAAAGUUUUGAAAUCUUAAAGCUGGAGGGAGAUCUAGUUGUCUCCUUAUACUUGUGUGUGAAUUUUUUUGUUGCUAGUGGUAACUCUAGAGAAUUUUUUUUCGAACAGCACCCUUUUAAUAACAAUGGUCUCCCCAAAUAUACUGUGGCAUAGCUUUAAACUUUAUUAAGUCUGUCUUGCAAUCCCCUUCCUCUCCCUGAGUAAAUGGAAGAAAAGUUUGGCAGGCUCCAUGCUGUGCACUUGAUUGAUGUCCAGAACAUCUGAAGGACUUUUGUGUCCUGCCUGCUCUCCAUGAGUGCAUAAUGUGUGAAUACUUAAAGAAGGUCAGCCCUUAUCACAUGUAAUCUAGGCCUGAAAGCAGAUCAACAGUGACAGUCAUAUCCCGUAAGUAAGAACACAAAUCAUCCUCUACAUGCUUUAGACAAGUUGUGAGAUAUUUUCUCUCUCUUUUUACCCCUUCCCACUCACGGGGGACCUUGGCAGAGCAAUGAAAGCAGAGAGAAGACGUGCUCAGAAUAAUGUGUCACUUGUUGGAGGGAGGAAGGGAUUGUUUAUUUGUAAUGAUGUGCUGGUCUUUCACUGUGCAGCUGAAAGGAGCUUCGGGUUGUUGAUGACCAGUGAUGUGGAAUGUGCACAGGAGAACAGGGUGGGGAGGCAGGCAGCCUGAAAGCGGCCGAAGUUGUGGUCUUUAUAAACCCUGGAGUCAGGAGAAAUGUUUUUGUACACUUGGGUUCUAUUGUCCACGUUUUCCCCCAUAAUGGAGUCACUUUUUAUACCAUUGUGUGAAUGUAUCACACAAUGUGCGAAUGUGCUGAAAAUCAGAGUAGUAAGAUGCUUUAGCCAGUACAGUUCUGAGUGUACUUUUCUCGUUUGGGUACAACUAGUACAAAAGUUUAAAACAUGUUUUCAGGCAAAACUCACUGGAAUGGUAGGGACCUAAAUUGCUAUAGCUUACAAAAGGAAGAAGGAAAUAGCUUGUUUUUAUGUGCCUGUGUGUUUGAACAGAAGUUUAAUUAAAAAGUUAAUGUCCUUCCAAACAGUAUUAGCAGGGAUAUUCAAAUAAUAAAGAAAAUAACACUCACCUUAUUGUUCUCAUCAGGAAUAAUGAGGAUAUUGUUACAUUUUCUUAGAUACAAAGGAAUGUAUUUUCAUCGUAUCAUUGAAAUCUUUACUCUUUUCUUUGGAAAUGUAAUCAGCCGCACGAAGCAGUUGUAGCCAGUACACAUAAUGGAAAAAUAAACUGUGAAGAUACCUCCUCCAGAAAUGAAGGCAUGGCUUCCCGUGUAUACAGGACAGAAAUCACAAUAUGAGAUAUGAGGCCCUUCCCAUCUCUGCCAUCUACUUUUCCAUCCUAAUGUCUCUGUUCUCCAGGCAUUUCCAGGUUCCCACGUUCUCUGCAAACACUGCUCUUUUUCUUACUCGUGAGUCUCUGUACUGCCCUUCCUCUUUGCUUAGGAUUCCUUUGCCCUCCCUUCGCUCAGUGAAUUCCUACUUCUCUUUGAAGACCUCGUUCGAAUGCCUCUCCCCCACAAGUUCAGUCCCCACCCCUGGUCAGAAUUCAUCUUUGUCCACUGUACUUUCCGUGUUCCUGCAGUUCCCCAGGUGGUUACUGUACUGCAUUGUCAUUAUUUAAUUGUAUGUUUGUCCUCAACCUACAGGGUCAGUUGUGUCCUGAAGGCAGGUACUGUCUUUUAAGAAAUGUGCUUAUAUCCCAUUUACUAGAUCCAAUUCCCCAAAUUCAGUUCAAAACUGUUUAUAUACAUAAAAAUCAGGAGGUUUGGGUAGUUUCUAUGUAAAAAUAAGUCACAAAUUGAGACUGUUAGAACAGUAAUCUCAAAAUUUAAAGUGAAUUCAUAUACCUCUGCUGCAAUUAUAUGAAUAUUCAAUGAAUUAAGUAAAAGUAAAUUGACUAAAAACUUGCCUUUGCAGAUAUAAUUUGAAUUUUUAAAACCAGAUUUAACAUAAGACAUAUUUUGUAUUUUUGUUUUAAGGGAGCACAGUGUUUAUGAUGAGAACAGUUUGGCAAAAUGUUACAUUAAAUAACGUUGUUAACAGGAAUUUUUUUUUGGUCAGGAGGCAGGGGAGUGAUUAGUGAGUUUUUUGGAAAUUGACCACUUUCUGAUAUCCUCUUAUGUUCUGGGCACCGUAUUCAGUAACUAAUAUUCAUUUACCUGUGUAAUUUAUAUAACAGUCUUAAGUCAGGUAAUGACCAAACUGUAGAAGAGAGUUUGCAUGAUUUGGCCACGGUUAUACAGAUUGCACAACUAGGCUGUCUGCAUCACAUGAAUCUAGAAUGGGUGGGUCUGUUUAAGAAUUGUACAGUUGAGGGGCAUCUGGGUGGCUCAGUUUAAGCGUCCAACUCUCGAUUUCAGCUCAGGUCACGAUCUCACGUUUGUGCCCUGUGUUGGGCUCUGUGCUGACAGUACAUACACAGCCUGCUUGGGAUUCUCUCUUUCCCUCUCUCUCUGCCUCUCCCCUGCUCACUCACUCUCUCAAAAAUAAAUAAAUAAACUUAAACAAAAGAAUUCUACAGUUGGCAGCAGUGCAAAUUGUACUCAUGUGGGUAGUCCUCCUUUUCUCUUUCCUUGGUCUUCUCUCGGGUAUAGAUCUUCAAAUUGAUACCUUUCUUUUAGCAUUCUCUCAGAGAGCUUUCUUUGAAACCUCCUUGGGUGUAUACUGUAUGUGAGUGGGUUAAGUCAUAUGCAAGUCUCGGUGGUUUCCCUAAACCAGAUUUCUGAUCUACGUUAUAAGAGUUUCAUUAGAUCUUUUGAGCCGGGUUGCCUGGAACCUAAUUAUGCAUUUUAUAAAACAUGCAGCCAGCGUAUAUUAAACAAUAAAGGCAAACUGGAGGGAAUUAAGAGGGAUACAUUUUGAAUUUCUUAAUAUUAUCAAUGGAAGGAAGAAAUCUGUAUUUCCACAAGGUUUGACUAAAUAGAAACCUCUCCUCACACUUCUCAUUUUCACUUCUCACAAAGUUGGAAAUUCAGGUUCGGAGACUCAUCCUAUAGGCUGAAAUUUUACACUUUUUUUUUUUUUACUUCAUCAAGCCAGUCAGUGUUCAAAAAGGCUUUAGUUAUUUAUGUAAUAUAUAGUCUAAACUCCAUAAUCUACGUUCAGAGUCCUGCACAGUCCGGUUCCACUCUGUCUAGGUUUCUCUCCAGCCAUUUGCUAAUAGGAACUGUCUGCGCCAGUAGGGUUUUUCUUCUCAUGCUAUUACACAAAUGAAAUAUUUAAUCCUACCUCUAAUCCUUGCUCAUAUAAUUUCUUCCUUUCCGUCUCCUCUGUUGCUAUAUAAAUUCAAUUCUUAUUUCAGCGUCCAGCUCUCCCUUCAGUUUUUGGCCCAGUCUAAUCCAUGCCUUACCCUGAUUUUCCAUCUUUAUUCCAUUUGAGGACACUUCUUCUUAAAAUAUGCUACCUUUUUUACCGUUCUCUAUUAUAUAGGUUGCUUUUUUUUUGUGGCAUUGUAAACUUCCUGAGUACGUUUAUUUCAGCGAGCACAUACCAUAGAGUAAGAAAUGGUCGCUGAUAUGAAUUGUUUGAACUGAAUUCGGAUUCUAAGGUGAGAGCUCUCUCUUUAGGCUUGGAACCAUUUUUGGCCGCUCAUAUUGGGGAAAUGGAGUGGCAGUGGGAGCUGUCCCACAUUUCAGCCAUUCGCCCGUCCUCCCAAAGCUCAAGGCUGGGUUCCAAGUUGGCGGUGGAACCAUGUCGUGAUGUGGCUUUGAGCUGAAUAGCAAAGGUUUGAACAAGAGAUUCUGUUGCUUGAUUUUUGUCUUCUUUUCCCACAUAUUACUCUCUGCUCCUGAUCACUCCUGUUCAUUUUAGUAUGCCUCAGUCUCCCUUCUUCGCUCCAAGGGAUGUGGAUAAAUGAUACUGAAAGACUACUACCCUCGACUUACAGUUUCCUGGCACCAAACUUACUUGAUAACAUGCUUUUGCGAAGUUCAGGAAAGUUAAAUGUGGGCACCAAGAAAGAGGAUGGUGAGAGUACAGCCCCCACCCCUCGUCCAAAGAUCUUGCGUUGCAAAUGUCACCACCAUUGUCCAGAAGACUCAGUCAACAAUAUUUGCAGCACAGAUGGAUAUUGUUUCACAAUGAUAGAAGAAGAUGAUUCUGGGAUGCCUGUGGUCACUUCUGGAUGCCUAGGACUAGAAGGCUCAGAUUUUCAGUGCCGGGACACCCCCAUUCCUCAUCAGAGAAGAUCCAUUGAGUGCUGCACAGAGCGGAACGAGUGUAACAAAGACCUGCACCCUACACUGCCUCCAUUGAAGAGUAGAGAUUUUGUUGAUGGACCUAUACACCACAAGGCCUUACUUAUAUCUGUAACUGUCUGUAGUUUGCUAUUGGUCCUUAUUAUUUUAUUCUGUUACUUCAGGUAUAAAAGACAAGAAACCAGGCCUCGGUACAGCAUUGGGUUAGAACAGGACGAAACGUACAUUCCUCCUGGAGAAUCCCUGAGAGACUUAAUUGAGCAGUCUCAAAGCUCAGGAAGUGGAUCAGGCCUCCCUCUGCUGGUCCAAAGGACUAUAGCUAAGCAGAUUCAGAUGGUGAAACAGAUUGGAAAAGGUCGCUAUGGGGAAGUUUGGAUGGGAAAGUGGCGUGGCGAAAAGGUAGCUGUGAAAGUGUUCUUCACCACGGAGGAGGCCAGCUGGUUCCGAGAGACAGAAAUAUAUCAGACAGUGUUGAUGAGGCAUGAAAACAUUUUGGGGUUCAUUGCUGCAGAUAUCAAAGGGACAGGGUCUUGGACCCAGUUGUACCUAAUUACAGACUACCAUGAAAACGGUUCCCUCUAUGACUAUCUGAAGUCCACCACUCUAGAUACAAAAUCAAUGCUGAAGUUAGCCUAUUCUGCUGUCAGUGGCUUAUGUCAUUUACAUACUGAAAUCUUUAGUACACAAGGCAAACCGGCAAUCGCCCACCGAGAUCUGAAAAGUAAGAACAUCCUGGUGAAGAAAAACGGAACAUGCUGUAUAGCUGACCUGGGCCUGGCCGUCAAAUUUAUUAGUGAUACCAAUGAAGUUGACAUACCACCCAACACCCGAGUUGGCACCAAACGCUAUAUGCCCCCAGAAGUGUUGGACGAGAGCUUAAAUAGAAAUCACUUUCAGUCUUACAUUAUGGCCGACAUGUACAGUUUUGGACUCAUCCUCUGGGAGGUUGCUAGGAGAUGUGUAUCAGGAGGUAUAGUGGAAGAAUACCAGCUUCCCUAUCACGAUCUGGUGCCCAGUGACCCCUCUUACGAGGACAUGAGAGAGAUCGUGUGCAUCAAGAAGCUACGUCCCUCAUUCCCCAACCGGUGGAGCAGUGAUGAGUGUCUGAGGCAGAUGGGAAAGCUCAUGAUGGAAUGCUGGGCUCACAAUCCUGCAUCACGACUGACCGCCCUGCGCGUCAAGAAAACACUAGCCAAAAUGUCAGAGUCCCAGGACAUUAAACUCUGAUUUGAGGGGAAAAAACAAGCACCUCUUGAGAAAGCCAGUAGAUACUCUUCUGUUUGUGGGCAGAGCAAAAGAUGUUCCAGAAGCAUCCACAGUACAAGCCUUGAACACCAUCCUGCUUCCCAGUGGGUUCAGCCUCACCUCUCAGGGAGCAGCCUGGACAAAGAGAAGUUCCCAGAAACACGUUCUUACCGUGUCUGUUUGUAGGAGGGAGAAACCGCUUGGGUAACUUGUUCAAGAUAUGACGCAUGUUGCUUUCUAAGAAAGCCCUGUAUUUUGGGAUUGCCCUUUUUUUUUUUCUUCAAAAGAUGCUUUAAUUUUGCCAAAAUAGAACAAAUCAUGUAGAUGUUUUAAGGUUUUUACUAUUAUAGUUUAAUAACAACAAAAGGUCUUCCCAGAAAUUCUGCCGGAAGGCAAGUUUUAAAAUACCUUUUUCCAUUAGUAUAAUUUUGUUGCACUCUUCAAACCAAGAGACAGUCUGUGAAGUUGGAGAACACAGAGUGGAACUCCUCUGAAAAUCUCCCCGGUUCUGCCUCCUCAGACCACUUUGGCCAGCCCUGAAUUUAGGGGCCGCCACAGCAAUGUGAAUGCACCUGGGUACAGAUGCCACCUGUCUGGGACCUCGUUUGGGGGUUCCUGCAGGUGACCCUUCGUAGCUUCAGACAAUAUGGAACAAAUGAAGGUUUCAUGUGACUCUGUGAGAAGUAGUAAGUGUUGAUGCUUUUCUUUAGAACCACUUUGUGUUUCUGAUUCUUUUAAGGCGUUUCUGUCACGGUAAAAUCUUUUCCUUCUCAUUAAACACAAACAGAGCUGUUUUUAGGUGCAGAGAACUGACCCAUGCAUGUUUUUGAUCUCUCAAACGAAAGGAUCGAUAUUACAUAAAAUUGCCAUCAGUUUUGUUAUAAACAAGCCUCUUUAAAAUAGAGCUAAUUUUGCUCCUGUGUUGUAAGAAAAAUAUGUCAGUAAGGUAGAAGAUGAGGCUUGGGGGUGCAAAUGGCUUGUCUCUUAUCUGUGCAGGAAAGCCCGCCUUAGAAGCACAAGGGAAAGUAUGCCUGUCUUAUUUUGUAUAUAGAUAAUGACAGUUUCUUUUUGUUAUUGUCUGUCUCUUUUGUGUCUGAGUGAAGGGAAGGAGAGAAAGCAUGUCAUAUUAAUUUAACUAAAUUUUAAUUUAAAAGUAGAAAUAUAACCUCCAGAGGGGACAGCAGAAGAGAGCAAGUGGAGGGCACAAAAUAUUAUGGCUGCUGUGAUUUAUUAUUCUAAGAUAGAUAUGGAUCGAGCAUACUCACCCUAAAUGAUAAUUUCACGUCUUAAGAGUGCUGACUCAGUUUAUUUUAUUUUCAUGACGUUCAGUUCACUUGUUAAUUAAUUUAUUUAUUUUUCUUCUCUGUGGCACUUGUGCAAAGCAUCUCCUCACCUACUCGGCUCUGUGGGGUUUGAACUUUUGAGGAACGUGAGUCAGAUCAUUGACAGGGCCAAUAUUCCUCAGCAACAGGAACAUAAAGCUUAAAAUUGUGCACACCCCUCUCGCCUGUAUCCGUCUAGGUGUCCUUACUGUGGUUUUCUUUUGUUUCUUAGAGAUUCUGCAGUGUUUAGUAAAGAAUUGGGGAAGUACUUCUUGGUCUUUUUAAACACGACGUUCCUUCCAGAAUACUCCAGGGGGCAGUGUUUUAUAACACAUUUUCACCAGUUGGUGCCUGAGGAUGGAGGGUGUUUGAAAAUGUGACAGCUGCAUGAAAAAUGAGAAAAUAUUCUCCUCACUUCUGGAGUAGGCCUGCAGCUGGUGACUUGCUCAACCUGAAAACGUCUUAGAGCACAGAGUGGUUGUGAGCUGUGCUUACAGUUUGGGAGAACAUCAGGAGAAAGAGUGUUCUGUAGUCAGCAUUCUCUUCCCAGUGCUUUAGAGCCGCGUUUUGUGUGUAACGAAGAUUUUCUUAACCCUUGAAUAGGAACAAUGUUUGUUUCUCCCAGAUUAAAAACACUCGUUUCCAAAUAGAAUUGUAAUCAGACGGCUGCUUUUAGUGAGAUUAAAAUCACCUGAAUCGCAACCCAAAGGUUCCUUUCCCUUGGGUCGCAUUGUAUCCCCUGUGAUAGCUUGGAAGGAAUGUGUGCGUACAAUGAAGUGUGAUAAUCAUCUGAGCCUUGGAGAGAAACUUCAGUGCCUCUAAAUUAGAUAAUCUACAAACAAAUAAGCAAACAUUGAUGCCCGUUGAGUGGGGAACGCAGUUGUGUUUCUUGAUUUUCCCUAAAUUUAAGCGAGGUUGGGCUUACCUCUUAGAUAAAAAUGUGUGUUAUUUUUGGUAAAUUUUUAUACAUAGGUAACUUCAAUCAAAAUACUUUGUGGGGAGGUGAUGAUUUGAAAGUAAACUAGAUUUGUAGGGGGGACUUGGUUUCAAUGAAGAAUGGGAAGAAAUUAAAACAGUAUCCAAAUUUCUUCUAUAUUAUUUGUUUAGUUGUUUUGGAAAAAUCUAUAGCUUGCUUUCUAAUCCUCAACCUGAUUUACUCACUAUGAACAUUUAAAAAUUAUUCUUGAUAUAUUUAAAAAGACCCAUUUAGUUGUUAGUGUCUUUCAAUGAGAUAGGCAUUUAUUUAUGAGUAGACUUUUCUUCGUAUCUUACCCAAACCCACCUUAUUUAGGGAAUACUAAAUUGUUCUUAAAGGGACUACCUACUCACUUCCAAAUCAUACUUUUUGAUUUUUAAAUUUUUAGUAGCUCAGAAGUGAAUUUUGUUUUUUUUUUUUUGUUUUGUCUUUCAAUAGAAUAAGUGGGAACCUGAAAAUUACUGUAGUCAGUUGUUUCCUUUCAAGACUAUUUCAAAGACUAAGAUUUUCUUCUAAUCACUCCCUCCCCUCCGAGGGAAUCCUAAAAUAUUAGUUGCUAGCUAAUGUGAGUUUUGUAUGCUAAGAUGUUCAGGUUUAUAGUUUAUGUAUGUGUGUAUAUAUUAUAUAAAUAUAUAUGUAUAUAUAAAUAUUAUGUUCAGUUUGGAGUCUGGCACAACUCCAUUAUGUGGAUUAGAGAGUAAAAUAUUAUGGAUGAUAAAGUACUAAAUGAAACAUAAUAUUUAUUUAUGAAAGCAUGUAGUUGGUUAAGUCACAAGUGACAGUGCUAUGAACGUCGUGUAUGAGGAGACAGGGCUUGGCCUUGCCAGACAGCACCGCUCACAGGCCACUAGUGACUGUUCUGUUUAUUCUUCAAACAUAAAGCUUCUUAGAAAACAUGCCAAGAUUUUGUUUCCAGGGAAUUCCUUGACACAUUUCGAUUGUUGUGUACUCAGGUACAGGAAAUACUGAAUAACGACAGAAUUUCGUGUUCCUAGAGUCAUGCGUAGUCAUUAGACGUUACGGAGGUUUACGCCGUUGGUCUGUUCUGGUUCUUCUUUGUUUGUGAGCGGGAAGGCACUGAAAGCAAUUUUUUUUUUAAACUUGAAUAGUUCUGCAGUUCUAUCUCUUUAGAAAACUCGGUCGCAUAGCAGUGGAAAUGAAAGCAGUGGCAUCAGAAGUGAUUUAAUUUAGCAAUUAUGAUUCCUCUUGUAAAACAAAACAAAGAACAAUGCCAUAUUUUUUGGAGAAAAGUUGGCAAUAUAUAAGGGGUUUUGUUGUCUGUUUCAAAAGAAGAUUCAUUUGUGUUCUUUUGGGGAACCAGUGCCUUAUUGAAUUUGUAUAUACUGUAAUUAUUCAGGAUAGGGAACAAACAAUUGUAUUUGUUACAAAUUGUAUAUGGCUUUGUUUUAACAUUCCCCCCUCCCCCCGCCCCCCCCACUGAAAUAAAAUGGAUUCUUUAUCCCCUUGGA